This is a messenger RNA of Cuscuta epithymum, 677 nucleotides long. The record is from the annotation of a GenBank genome assembly. NCBI's taxonomy places the organism in Eukaryota, Viridiplantae, Streptophyta, Magnoliopsida, Solanales, Convolvulaceae.
GUGGACGUCGUGGACAGCGAGGCAGGGGAGGACGAGGUCGCGGCGGUAGGCAGUACGGCCAACCUCAGUUUGGCAAAGGGCAGUAUGGCGGACCUCCACAGGGCUACGGUUUUUACCCUCAGGCAGCCUAUGGUCAGUAUGGCGGACGACCUCCUACACCUCCGGGACAGUCAGGCUCUCCAUCUUUUGAGAAUAGCUUUGGUACUGUUCCUCCUCCAGUUGUUUGUCAGAUUUGUCACUCCCCAGGUCAUUCCGCUGUCACUUGUUCGUCCCGCUUUGUUCAAACCUCUAAUCCUACUUUAGGCGUGUCCACUGGUGAAUCCACAUCUGCUGUAUGGUUUCCUGACUCCGGUGCAUCUGCUCAUAUGACACCUCAUGAAGGACAACCACACGGGGAAGGUUCUUCUUCAGGGUUCCAGUGAUGGUGGCGUUUAUCCUAUUACCUUUUCUCAGCCUCUCGCACUCAGCUCUCAUGUGGCACCUGGCCCGGUAUGGCAUCGUCGUUUGGGACAUUGUGGAAGUCGUGUGUUAGAUAGGCUCAAGAAAAAUGGUUCUAUUUUAAGCACAUCUAGUUUUUCUCAUGACUGUAUUUCCUGCCGUUUAGGCAAAUCACAACAAUUACCUUUUCAGAAAGUUUUUCAUAAAUCUACCGUACCUUUAUAUUUAAUUCAUUCAGA